Molecule: messenger RNA, 3408 nt
Organism: Closterium sp. Naga37s-1
Lineage: Eukaryota; Viridiplantae; Streptophyta; Zygnematophyceae; Desmidiales; Closteriaceae
Source: the annotation of a GenBank genome assembly
AUGGCGACGGAUUUAACACUGAACCGGGGGGUUGCUGUUCUGCAAGCAGCGCGUUCAGAGACCUCGCUUUUCAGCUCAUUCAUUUCCGCCUCUCCUGGAAUGCUGAACAAGCCUGCCGCAUUUCGCGCCAUCGCCCUCGCCAACACACCACGCGUCAGAAUCAUUGCGAGGGCCAGUCCGGGCCUGAGCUCCGACAACGAAUCAGACGGCCUUUCCGGCGGAUGCGGCGCAGGGAGCAGCAGCACUGGCAGCAGCUCUGGGCGUGCGUCCAGCCCGCAACGCUCCUCCAGCUUCUCCGGCGGAAGCGGUGGCGGCAGCGGGAACGCAGGUGCGCAGGGUGCGAAGGUGCUCCCCCCCGCUGCUCAUGGCAACGUCACCGGAGCGACAGUUGCGCUGGAGAAAGGCGCGCAGGAGGCGGAGGAUGUGGACGAGGCGACGCGGAGGCCUGUGUUGAGAGAUGGGGAGAUGCAACGGCGCCAGCAGCAGCAGCAGAAGAGGCGCGCAGCGGCGAAAGCGGAGGAGGAGGACGUGAGCGUUGAGGCUGGUGGUGACGUGGAGAAAUACAUUGCGACGUACAACCGAUGGGUCCGACUCGGCGGCAGGUUGGACAAAUGCGUGGGUCUUCUGGAGCAGAUGCAUCAGUACGCGCUCUUCGACCCCAACCAGAUCUACCACAACCUCUUCUUCUCCAUGUGCAAGUCGGAGCGCGCCGUGGCGUCCGCGUUCCGCUUCGUGGCGCUGCUGGAGUCGGCGGGCGCGGCGCAGCUCUCCACGUACAACCAGCUGCUCUCCGUCUGCUCGCACUGCGCCGACGUUACAUCGGCGCAGAAGGUGCUGCGCAUGGUGCAGGCGUCGCGGUGGCGGGCGGACACGGCGCUUUACACGGCGCUCAUUGCGGCGUGCUGCAAGUCCGCCAAGCUCGACCUCGCCUUCAAGGUGUAUCACGACAUGGAGGCGGCGGGCGUGGAGCCCAACGUGCGCACGUUUGGCACGCUCGUGGACGGCUGCGCCAAGCAGGGCCACGUCGCCAAGGCCUUUGGCGCCUACGGCAUCCUCAUCUCCAAGGGCCUGAAGCCGGACCGCGCAAUCUUCAACGCGCUGAUCACGGCGUGCGGGCGCGCGGGCUGCUGGGAGCGCGCGUUCGACGUGCUGGUGGACAUGCGCUCCGAGGGCCUCACCCCCGACCACGUCACCAUGGGCGCCGUGAUCGCCGCCUGCGCCAACUGCGGCCAGGUGGAGCGAGCAUUAGAGGUGUAUGAGGAGAUGCGCGCCGGUGGAGUGCGGCCGUCGCUAGAGGUCUUCACGGCUGCCGUGCACGCAUGCAGCCAGACCGGCGACCUGCCUCGCGCUCUCGCCAUCUACGAGCACCUCAAGCAACACAACAUCAAGCCCGACGAGAUCCUGUUCAGUGCGCUGAUCAACGUGGCGGCGCAUGCCAACAAGCCCGACGCGGCACUGGCGCUGCUGCAGGAGAUGCGGCGGGCACGCGUGCAGCCAGGCACCGUCACCUAUGCUGCCCUCAUGGGCAUGUACAACCGGCUGGGGCUGACCAACGAGGCAUCGCAACUGUACGCGGAGGUGAAGGCCAAGCGCCAGCAGUCCGCCAUGCUGCGCCCCUCCGUGCCCAUGUUCAACGCGCUCAUCACCUCGCUCUGCCAGCAGGGGUGUGUGGAGGAGGCGCUGUCAGCGCUGCAAGACAUGCGUGCCAUGGACCUCAAGCCUGACAAGACCACCUACGCCCUCCUCAUUGCCGCCUGCAGGGAGCGAAGCAUGGUGGAGCAGGCGUUCUCCCUGUACCACGAGGCGCAGGUGGAUGGCGCGCGCAUAGGCCAUGCCAUCUGCGAGAGCAUGAUUGAGAUAUGCAUGGAGCAGCACAGGACGGGGGCACCCAAGCCGUCCUUCUCCUUCGUCAUCGGCCAUCUCCCCAUGGCCUUUGACCUCCGCCACCCCGACAAUGACUGGGCGGAGUGUGGUCUGGCAGUGUACCGCCAGAGCGUGGCUUGUGGCGUCAUCCCCACUCUCAACCUCCUCUCCAAGCUCCUCUGGCUCCUACGCACACCACACUCCUCUAGCCCACGAACACCCCUCGCCACGUAUGCAGCAGCAGGAGAGACCAGCGGUGAAUCUGCCUCUCCUUUCUCCCACUCCUCAUCAUCAUCUUCAGCAGCAGCAGCAGCUCCAGCAGCAUCACCAGCACCACCUGCUUUUGCGUCUCGCCUGCCUCCGUCGCUUCCCUCGUCUGGUUUCGCGCUGAGCAGCAGCAGCAGCAGCAGCAGCAGCCACAGCAGCAGCCACAGCAGCGGCAGCUAUGAGUUCACUGUGCCAGAAACCGCAGCCAGCAACUUAGAGUCUGCUUCAGCAGCGGCGGCAGCAGGAGGAUCGGCUCGAAUCAGCAGCAGCAGCAGCAGCAGCGGUGGCAGCGGUGGCAGUGCUGGAAGUGCUACUUCACCGCUUGCAGACGUGUUUGACCUCUAUGAGCCGCUUGCUUACUCGCUGUAUGAGGAGGCGGAGGUGCUAGGAGCAGUGCCUGUUCUUUCCUCCACUGCUGGACCCAUCUCCCUGCGGUUCGCUGGAUACCCUCCAAACCUUGCAGAGGUGUGUGUGCUGGUGCUACUGCGAGGCCUGCUCAAGAAGUACCGAGCAAUGCCGGGCAUGAAGAUCUUCCCCAUCGCGCUGCACCUGCCAGUGGAGUCAGUGGAGGUUAGCCCUCUCAAGCGCAAGGGCACACACACACUCCAGUUAGCCUCCAGGACCUCCCAAGGAGUAGCAUCGCUGCUGCGUCGCCUGGGACUGCCGUACUUUGGCUACGAGUCUUCCGGUGUCCUUCGCAUCACAGCCAGUGCUGUCACACGCUGGCUGCGCCUGCGACCCCACGCCCCCACCUCUGUCCCUCUUGCAACAGUCACCGGUGAUGCUUCUUCCUCCUCCUCCCUUGCAGUGGCUCCUGGUUCCUCUCCGGCUUCUCCUUAUGGGUCUGUUCCUGCUGUGAAUCCCUUGGGUCUUCCUGUGGGUUCUGCUCGUGGUGGUUUGGGUUCGGGUAUUCUGCAGCAGCAGCGGGCGAUUCGCAUGCGCGGCGCGGCUGCCGCUGCUGUGAACCAGAUGCAGCAGCAGCAACAGCAGCAGCAGGCGCAGCAGCAGGCACGGCACCGGCAGCAGCAGCAGCAUCAGUGGGAUGAGUCCAGCGAGGAGGACGAGGAAGGGGAUGGAAGGGGCAGAAUGGGGAGGUAUGGAGCAGUAGCAGGGGCGCACAGGAUGACAGUGGGGGGAGCUGCUGUGAGGAAGCAGCUACAGCGGUGGUCUCCUGAUGCGCAGCUGUCUGGGAAGAAGUGGGAGAGGGCGUUUGCUGGGUGGGAGUCGGAUACUGAUGAGGACGAGGAGUUUAUCAUCAGGCAGGGGUUUAAGCACUAG